Molecule: messenger RNA, 918 nt
Organism: Symbiodinium sp. CCMP2456
Lineage: Eukaryota; Dinophyceae; Suessiales; Symbiodiniaceae
Source: the annotation of a GenBank genome assembly
GCCUCAGCAGCGGCGAGCUCAGGGGCCGACCGUGAGGAGCAACAGGAGGCGACGGGUGUGCGUAGGAUUAAAAUCGCUCAGUGCCCGCCUGCUUCGCAGACGAUCGAGAUCGCGGGCUACUGGUUCCGCGAGGGCGUGGAGCCCGGUACAUACACCUUGACCGAAGGGCAGGACUUGGAGGAGGCGCUGCGCAAUGUGCUCGAACUGCCUCGCGAGACGUACGUUGGGCUGCCUGGAGGGACGGCCCUAGCGGGGUUCAUUGAUGGUGACACUGUGUUCUGGCAUCCACCCAUCAACGGUCGCUCCAGCGGCCCAAUCGCGGAGACCACGAGUGUGCACGUCGGCCCGGAGAAGGCGGAGACGGCAGGGGGCCCUGAACAGGCUGACGAGGAGAUCCCGGAGGACCCAGUUGAGGAGGAGGCCCUUCAGCAGGCAGACGAGGAGGUCCCGGAGGGUCCAGUUGAGGAGCAGGGCGCUGACCGGGGUGACGAGGACGCUCCGGAGGGUCCAGUUGAGGAGCAGGGCGCUGACCAGGGUGACGAGGACGCUCCGGAGGGUCCAGUUGAAGAGGAAGGAUGGGAUGAUCUUGCGCCGGAGACUGUGGAGCAGGCCGACUUGAAGGAAGAUGACGUUAUGGAGAUUACGAAUGAAGGAGAAGCCGUGGAGGAGGCUGAUCCCGUGAAGAAGGCGGGCUCGCAGUGGGACGAGGUCAUGGCAGCCGCAGACGGCGGAGAUGAAGCGGCGGCCGUCCUGCGGACAUUCGUGUUGCAGAAGCACGGUGCAAGGGCUCCCACGGCGCUGUGGACGAUGCUGAAGGUCUUCGGGCGGGACGGCUGGCGCGACUUGCCGAUUGGAGGACUGGCGUCGCUGACGAGGGAGGUCCCAGCGGAGGUUUUCUUCAACGAGGACCCUCCGGAG